Molecule: messenger RNA, 4064 nt
Organism: Penaeus vannamei (Pacific white shrimp)
Lineage: Eukaryota; Metazoa; Arthropoda; Malacostraca; Decapoda; Penaeidae
Source: RefSeq, a predicted model, not a curated record
AUGCGGUCAAACUACAGCCAUCUCGCGAGCGUUUACCGUUACUGUGUGAAAACUCUACGGACUUCCUCUGCCAUAUUUCACUACCUCGACGACCCAGCACGGUCGCCGGAACACGACGUAUUGCUGAGCUGGGCGCUGGAGGACACGUCGCCGCAUUCCCUCGGGGAUUCCCUCAUCGCCGUCAGAGCUGGCUGGAUGGGCAAGGACUGCUCUCUCCUGUACCCCGAGUGCCCCUUGCAGCCUGACCCGCACCCAGCAGCCAAGGAGGCCAUCACCUUCUUCUCGAGGUUACAGUUUGCUGCUACACAGGCACCCUCAGGGUCUCGGCCAGUUCCUUCAGGCACUCGUCCCGAUUCUUCUGAGAACCAGUCAUUUCCUUCAGGACCUCGACCAUUGCUGUCUGGUCCUCGCCCAUCCCCGUCUGGCCCUCGCCCAUCCCCGUCUGGCCCUCGCCCAUCCCCGUCUGGUCCUCGCCCAUCCCCGUCUGGUCCUCGCCCAACUUCCUUUGGAAGCCGCCCACAUGCAUCAGGCUCUGGAUCAUCCCACGAAUCCAUGUCUAACAACAUCCACGACCGCAUGGAUGAAAUCUCCCAGGACAGAGGGGACUUCCGCCCUACCACAUCCACACCACACUACAACCAAGACCAUCUCCUAGCAACCAAUUCCCCACGCCCUGGUCACAACUACCGCUUCCCUGAACACGAGGGCUCGCAACAACACCCUUAUCCCAACAAUGAGGCAAAUGACCAAGACCCAGCAGCCACUGUGCAGGCCUAUUACAACAGAUAUGGGGGCCAGGGUCCAAUGACGGUUCCAGGUUCUGACUACAGCUCUAAGUACGGCCAGGUGGACGAGUCUGAGCAGGGGGGGAAUGCAAACAAUGGCCAACUGUAUGAAAAAUACGACAGUCCCGACUCAGGCUCAGCAGCCGGAGAGAUCUCCGAAUCAAACAGUGUGUCCGGCAUGGCUCUCCAAGAUCGACCAACUGGGAACAACCCUCAGGUGUGGGAAAAAUUCUUUAAGGCUGGACUCUAUGGCGCAAAUGUCUACCGCACACAGGCUCCAAACCAAAAGGAGUCUUCAAAUGAUGACCAAGAUCCCAGCAAACCCACUCGAUUCCCCAUGCCACCGAAGCGUCAACCCCCCUCACCGAGCCUCAACAAGAUGGGAACAGCAAUGCUCACCGACAAGCCUGCAUUCCACAGUUUCCCAGGCUAUUCAAACUUCAUGAAGAACAGCAACAGUAACAAAGGUCCCUCUAAGCCCAGGCCAACGAGGCGUCCAUACUUCGCACUAAGACCCAACCACAUGAACUCUCCGACAACAAGAAUACCUUCCAAUGGUCCUCCCUCUUCGGCACUACCACACACUAAGAAGUACAAGUAUGGAUUGAGACGGGGCCUCCCAGCAGGUAAUGUCAACGGAUACAAUGCUUACAUCAAUAACAGAGGAAACCUGUACCAACGCCAGAAGCCAUGGUACGCAUACACCACCCAUCCUCAAGGGUCUAUGGCAUCAGCGAAUAUUGCAUCCACCACUACAACUACAACGACUACCACAACAACGACACCUAAUCCUCUGGCCUCGAAAGAUGUUGCUCCUUUUGGCCCAGAGGAUGCAGUGACAGAUGUUCUACGGAACGAACUGCUAUUUGAGUACAUCCGUGAUCGGCAAGGUUCGAUUCCCAUUGAGGAUAAGCGGAGUCUGACUUAGCGUAUAAACAAUGUAAUAUGCUGAGCAGAACGAAACACAGCUUGUUCUGCUUAAUGAAAACUAAUUUUUAGUGUAGAUGUAACUUGCUUGUAACACUGUUCUGGAUGUAAAACUAACAAAAAAAUAAUUGAAAACUGAAAGUGCAGUUAUAGUAAGUAUGGCCAACUGUUCACUAUGACUAUACAAUGUGACAGAGACAUUUAGACGACCUACUUACUUUAUCUGUGGACGUGUGAAGUUGAAGGCAAAAUAUGUGAACUGAAGUGACCUAUAAUUUUUUUUUUCUUAGCAUGGGAAGACAAUUGACAGUCAGUACGAGCCACGAAGGACAAAGACAAAACUGAUAACAGGGCAAUGAGUGUUUGUAACCGUAUAAUUGACACAUGACAAAAAAGUUGGGAUUUGCUUUAACAAUAUCGUGAAUCCUACUGUUACCAGAUCCUGAUAACAGAUACUAAAAAUAUCUACAGCAUAUUCUAUGUGGUGCCAAUUCUGCUUCAUUGCUACACUUCAAAAAAAAUUUCAAGAAGGUAUAAUUGGAAAAAAUUAGGGCAGUCUAUAUAUACUUGGAUUUGGUCACAAUUACUUUUCCAUUAUCUGUGAAAAUUUUGUAGAUUUCAAAACAAGUGCAAAUCAACAGGUUUAGUGUGAAGGACAGACGUUAGACAAUUUUUUUUAUUUCUUUUUUUAUUGUAGUCACAUCCAUAAUACUGAAGGAAACUUUGUGUAAAUUUGUGUGUAUGUAGGCUUUAGUCACAGCAAGAAAAGGUCAAUUUAUUUAGGAAAUCUAAUAUAGUUUGUGGGGAAUCUGAUACAGUUAGAUUUACAACAAGACCAUACCCCUAUGGGGUUUAUUUUCUUGCACUGGCUGUGUUUACUCUCACUCUUUUACAUAUUUCUGUGUUUGUGUGUUUGUUAUUGUGUGUGCAUGUAUGUGUGUAUGUAUGCAUGUGGGUAGCUAUGACUCGAAGCCAUACAUGUGCAAUGAUGGGUCUGGUUUCAUUAUCGCAGCAAGGAAUUCAAUAUGCCAAUAACACUCCUUGAAAAUACCCCACCACAAAUAGGUGAUAAAGCAAAGCUCAAGCAUCAACCUAUUGGGGCAAAAUUCUCUCCAUGAAAGCUAUUGAAAUUCCAUUCACAAUUUCCAUCAAUCAGCAAACAGUUCUAUCCAUGCAAUCGGGAUAAGCUUUUGUGACCCACAUCAUUAUUGGUGAGAAUUACCCCUCAUGGCUACCCCACAUGUCUCUCCCAAGGUCUUGUUUCAUUCUUACGGAGGUAAGAUGCACAUAUGACCUCAACGCACUAUGAUUUAGGAACCAUUAUUAGCUUACACUAGUGUGUCUCAGACUAGAAUAAGCUAGACAUAAUAAAUUUGUUCCAAUGUGUGAUAUCACCACUUCCUUGAAAGGGCAUUCAGUUAUUUAUUGUAAUAAAGUUUGUUAAAAACUUUUUGCCAUGUUUGAUUAUCCUUAUGAUGGCAGACACCAAUAACCAGUUUCCCAAUUAUGUGCUUGAGAGGUCGUUAGUGAUGACUGGCUUAAUUGAAUAUACUUAAAUAAUAUCUUCAUAUUUCCAGGAAUUACAAUUACCAAUCUACUGAUUAUUAUCACUAACUUGUCAAAUCAUCACCGGUCAUCCAGGUAUUACACAGCAACAAAAAUACAACAUUUUGUAUUCAUGGGAUGAAUUGGUGUUAAGUAUUAAUCACAAAAUAAGCUGGAUAUUCGAAUCCUAGGUUGGGGAGGAGGGAGGGGAAUAAAUUUAAAAAGAAAGGAAAAUAUACGGAAGAUUAGAUACAUCACAUAUAUCAGGGGUGGCCAACCUUUUGCGAGAUAUGAUCUACUUUUUCUACAUUUACCCUGAUGUGAUCUACCAGCCUAAGAUUCAGACAUAUUCCAUUAAUGUAAAUGUAAUAGUGUAACAUCUUACGAUUCCUGUCUACUGGUCAGUUUCCGCCAAUCCCCCCCCAGGCUUAAAGGAUGCAUGAUAACACAGGAGUAGUCUGUCUUUAUAAAUAAUUGUAUGUUGUUCAGACAUGUACAUCAUUAUAAAUAUAAAUGUAACUUAUUCCCAGAAAAAAAUAUAUAUAUUAAUCCAAGUAUCAUGAGUACUUGGAUAUGCUAUUGCAGCUAUUUGCAUGACAACAUCUGAAGGACAAAUUUUUAACAGAUACAGGAGUGUGAUCGACUUAAGACAGGCUUGGCCAACCCAGACAUAUAUUCAAAACUGGGAAAAAAUUUCAUACUCAACAAAUUUUUUCCACUGGAGAAAGAGAAAAAUAACAUGUGAAUAUUAUUUCUGUCUAUACAUUAUGGGAUUCCAUAAUUUCAGUUCAGUAACAACGAAACCCA